AUGAAAUACAAACUCACGAGCUACAACGCAGUGUGCCCCCGUAUAUACGGACAACCGAAAGCACACAAGCCUAAUAUACCGCUCAGGCCGGUGGUGCCUAACACUACUGCACCGACGUAUGAUCUGUGUGAGUAUAUAGCCGAUAUACUACAACGAUCUCUCACUAGCCAAUAUAAUGCGAGAGAUUCUAAGUCGUUUUGUGAGUACAUAAACAAUCUCAGCAUCCCAGCUGACCACAUACUCGUCUCGUUUGAUGUGGCAUCGUUAUUCACCAACGUCACUAAGGACGUAGUGACUCACGAUAUCAUAAUGAUGUGGAGUAAUAUCAAAGAGCAUACUGGUAUAAACUUAGAUUUUUUCCUUGAAAUCAUCGAGUUUUGUUUAGGAGCAAGUUUCUUCUAUUUCCGUGGAAAAUUUUACCGUCAGAUCAAUGGGUUAGCCAUGGGAAGCCCCCUCUCUCCUAUUCUGGCUGGUAUCGUUAUGGAAAACUUGGUUACCAAAGCGAUAACACAAGCCCAUGUUCCAGUGCAGUUCAUACGAAAGUAUGUAGACGACCUGUUUCUCGUCCUGCACAAAGAUCAGGUAGACCAUACUCUUGCCAUAUUCAAUGAACAAAACCCCAACAUUAAGUUCACGUGUGAAAAGGAGGAUCGUGGAAGGUUACCGUUCUUAGAUCUGCUUGUAGUAAGGCACGACGACGGCAGCAUAAAAACCGAUUGGUAUGCUAAACUAAUAUCAUCAGGUAGAAUACUAAACUACCACUCCUUCCACUCUACCGACCAAAAACUGGCUGUAGUACGUAAUUUCAUUGACCGUGUCCGUGGGCUAAGUACCAUCAAAACUGACGAAGAGAAGAACCAGGUCAUCUACAGUCAGCUCCGUAAAAAUGACUAUCCACAUAAACUAAUUUGCAGAAUGCUGAUACAGCCAGCGAGGGAUGACAGAUUAGAAAAACCAUCCAGCUUCAAAUCUAGUCCGUUCAUCCAUGGCCUCUCUACCACCAUCAAAAAGAUUCUCCAAAACAGCGACCCAACUACGAGCAUCUCUUUCAGUAACCAAAACACUGUGGGGCACUUGUAUCACACAGCUAAAGACCCUGUACCGUACAAAAACAAAAGUAACGUUGUAUAUCAGAUUGCUUGCCGAGACUGCCACGGCAAGUACAUUGGUAUGACGUCGAACAAACUUCGUUGUCGUAUGUACGGACACCAGUCACAUGUGAAUACACUGGACAAACUGCUGCCCAAUGGCCACCAAAACGAAGAGCACGAAAUCCAACAACUCCAGGGAGAGACAGCAAUGAUCGAUCACUGCAUCCAGUACAACCACCGCUUCGACCUUAACACGCCAGCCAUCCUCGACAGUGCCUACAAAACACAAGCUCUGCAAGUGUUGGAGAUGUGCCACAUCGCAACUACAACCAACACGGUCAACCAUCGGACUGACGCCGACAACCUAAGCUGUGCGUACGCAAAUCUCCUACUCUCGAUCAAAUAUCGAAGAGAGAUGAGUACGGCCAAAACUGCUGCCGUAACCAAGAAAGGUGCUUCUAUCCUAGUAUAG
Molecule: messenger RNA, 1563 nt
Organism: Wyeomyia smithii (pitcher-plant mosquito)
Lineage: Eukaryota; Metazoa; Arthropoda; Insecta; Diptera; Culicidae
Exons: 2
Coding region: 1-1563 (520 amino acids)
Source: RefSeq, a predicted model, not a curated record